Messenger RNA from Vanessa atalanta (red admiral), 684 nucleotides. RefSeq names its product bilin-binding protein-like. NCBI's taxonomy places the organism in Eukaryota, Metazoa, Arthropoda, Insecta, Lepidoptera, Nymphalidae. The record is from RefSeq and is a predicted model, not a curated record. The transcript has 4 exons. Bases 43 to 624 code for a protein of 193 amino acids. Gene Ontology annotation, molecular function: pigment binding.
CACACAAUUAGAUAAACCAAAGCGCUACAAAGGACUAUUAAAAUGUAUCGUUUUACUCUGCUCAUCUUCGUGGCAUCAGUCUCUGCCUACGUCAUCAUAGACUCUAAGUGUCCUGAAGUUACAAACGUUGACAACUUUGACUUUAAAUCUUACGGCAAUGGUGUUUGGUACGAAGUCGCGAGAUAUCCCGAUGACUUGGUGAAGACCGGCAAAUGUGGAGCCCUCGAAUACAAGCAGGAAGGUGACGUUACGAAAUCGAGGUACACCUACGUUGACAACAACAAACUUAUGGCCAUCGAGGGUACCGCCAGGCUCGCCCCAGAUGCUGGAACCACCGGAAAAUUGAUCCAAAAACUUCAUUUUGGAGAGAACGGCGCUCUCGUCGAAAGUGAUCUAAGCGUCCUGACUAUUGACUACGACAACUUCUUCAUAGAUUACUUCUGUCAAUACGACGAAGUUAAGAAGAACUCCCGAGAGUCUGUUUGGGUCGGAACAAGGUCGAAGACUUUGUCUGAAGAGACUAAGGCUGCAAUCGACAAGUUUAUAAAUGAGUCCAAGUUUCUGAACGCUAGUAAACUCGAGUGGCCUUCAUUUAGCGACGAGGAUUGCAGGGUUGACGCUUAAAUACAGACACUAAACAUGCAUUUUAUUACUCAACAUAACAUAUUAUUGUAUUUAAAAUAG